AUGGACAAAUUUCUUAAACGGAAACAUGAUUCUGGUACUGAUAGUGCAAGUAAAAAUACAAGCAAUGUCAAUGAUGAUACUUUCAAUGAUGAGAAUAAAAUAAAAAAGGUCAAUAGACAAUAUUGCAACGAUUAUUUAAAUUUUGGGUUCACUUAUGUUGACGAAAAUGAUUGUCAAAUUCCCCUUUGUGUGUUAAAACCACACACCAUAGCAGAGAGUUUGAAUUUACCGGCAUGUUCAGAAAUAGUUCAAAUUAUGUUUGGCGAUGAUGCAAAAAAAGAAAUUAUGAAAAUUCCGCAUUCAGACGAUACAAUAAAAAACAGAAUUAUACACAUGUCAGAUGAUAUUGAGAAAACUGUCACUAACAAGCUUACUACUAAUAAACUAUAUUUCGCUUUGCAAAUUGACGAGUCUACUGAUAUCAGUGGUAUAGCUCACGUACUAGGAUUUGUUCGUUUCAUUGAUGAAAAUAAAAUAGUGAAUCAAUUUUUAUGCUGUAAACAACUUACUGAACGUACAACAGGACAGAAUGUUUUUGAUUCAAUUUCGUCAUAUUUAGAUAAAUUUAACAUAACAUGGGACCAAUGUGUAGGAAUUUGCACCGAUGGAGCUCCUUCAAUGGUUGGUUCUAUUAAAGGAUUUACAACAUUAGCGAAGAAAAAAAAUCCUAAUAUCAUAUCUACACAUUGUUUUUUACACCGAGAAUCACUUAUUUCGAAAACAUUACCUAUUACAUUAAAGUCUGUAUUGGAUAAAAUUGUAAGCAUGGUUAACUACAUAAAAUCGCGUCCAUUACAAUCACGCCUAUUUAAAAAACUGUGUGAAUCAAUGGAAGCUCAGCACGUAUGUUUACUUUUACAUUGUGAAGUAAGAUGGUUAUCGCGAGGUAAAGUUCUAAAUCGAAUUCUGGAACUUAAGAAUGAAUUGUUAAUGUUUUUUCAAAACGAAGGUAACACUGUUUUUAUAUCUUUUCUUACAGACGAUAUUUGGUGUGUUAAAAUGGCAUAUUUAGCUGAUAUUUUUAAUUAUUUAAAUAGCGUAAAUGCUGGUAUGCAAGGUAAAAACGAAAAUAUUCUUACAUCCACGGAUAAACUAUUAACAUUUAAAAAAAAAUAUCUUUUUGGAGAACGCGUAUAA
Molecule: messenger RNA, 1137 nt
Organism: Sipha flava (yellow sugarcane aphid)
Lineage: Eukaryota; Metazoa; Arthropoda; Insecta; Hemiptera; Aphididae
Product: zinc finger BED domain-containing protein 5-like
Exons: 2
Coding region: 1-1137 (378 amino acids)
Source: RefSeq, a predicted model, not a curated record